AUGGACGAGAGUUCAGAUCUCAACGCAGCUGUACGUCCUCGAUUGAAUUCAAUUGACGAUACUCUCACUGUUCUUCGACCGAGUAUCAAUGACAUUAGUGUGCGAGAGGAGCUUCCAGCCAUUGUCGCACCUCAAGGAACUCAAAAUGCAAUAAUCUCGACAUUUGAUGAAAAAAAGAGUGAGGGAGUAAAUGAUUGCAAACUUCAAGUUUUGGUACCGCCAGUGGAUGAAAGUGAAGUCUAUUUUUUAAUUGCAGACUUUUUAAAACGCCACUCAAUUUGUCAUCAAGCAGCAGAUGUACUGAUUCAAGAGAUGACGAAGCACAAGUUAUUGAAGAAUAGUAUUGAUUGGACUGGAAAAUCUCGACCAGCUACAUAUGACGAUUUUCGACUACGACAUCGUGAUCUUUCAUCAAAUCAUCUCAUGCAAUUGCUUCAAGAUGCAUUGACGUCAUUUUCAAGGCGAAAUGGAAAGAAAGAACAAGAGAAUGUGAUACAAGACACAAUAAUGAACGAGAACAAUAAUUUAUUGAUGCAAGACACAAUAAUGAACGAGAACAAUGAAUUAUUGAUGAACGAUGCUUGUAUGAACGAGAACACUAGUUUAUUACUUCGAUCCAGAGUUAAGACCCAGCAAUUAACAAGUGAAGAACGUAUGAAAGUUGGAAAAGCACUCGUUCGACAUGUUUUAAAAGAACGAAGUUUACAAAAGACAUUGCGAAUUGUCGAAAACGUGAUCAAGAAAUACGAGCACUAUUCUCACUUCUUAACAGCAAAACGAGUAGAAGAAUUACCGGAAGAAUUUCAAUUGCACUUUCAAAAAGAAGAGAAUGAGAACGAGAACAUGACGACAUUAGCGGCAGAUGUACGUGCAGUGAAACAACUUUUUCAAAUACGAAAAGAACAAGCACAAGUCAAGAAGGAGCUUUUGGUAUUGAUCAAACAAGCAAAAAAUACAGGUUUAUUUCAAACUACGUUACGAAAAGGAUCUAAUCAACAUUCGAUACUAGGACGACGAGAAGUUUGUUCGCAAUAUUGUUCGAAACUUCCACCUGCGUAUGUGUAUAGUCGAAUUCGAAGAUUGAAAACACUGAGUGGACAUUUACAGAUACAAGCUUAUUGUCUAGCAUAUGAUAAAUUGGGUCAAGUUGUCAUUACUGGAUCCGAUGAUAGAUUAGUCAAAAUCUGGUCCUUACGAACAGGAGAUUUGUUAUUUACGCUACGAGGACAUGUUGGAAAUAUUACAGAUUUAGCAGUAAAUCAUUCAAAUACGCUGUUAGCUUCGUCUUCAGAUGAUAAGACAGUUCGAGUUUGGGAAAUGAAAACUGGAGGUCCAGUGGCUGUUUUGGUAGGUCAUUCCGGUGUUGUGAAUGCCGUUCGAUUUCAUCCAAAGAGAAAUAUUAUCGUUACUGCUUCCGACGAUGGACGUUGUUUCUGUUAUAAGGUACCAGAGAUCCCACCGAUAGAUAAACAAGAAACAAAACUUGAGACGGCACGAAGAUUAUAUUCCUUCCAUGCGUAUAUGCUAAGUUUGCAUCCAAUUUACGCAAUGAAGCACGCACGUCGUGAAGGUGUACGAUCGUGUAAAGUGCAUUGUGUCACGUUUAGUUGUUGUGGAGAUUUUGUAGCUUCGGGAGGUCACGAUGGAAUCGCGCGUGUCUGGGAUAUCUCGAUGGCUUCCGCUCCUGAUGCGCCAAUUGUUGUGCCUUGCUUUCAACCUACCGAUGAACCACAAGAAACAAAUGUACAAGAAGUAGGAGGAAUGACGCGCUUUUCUCCUAGAGAGACUUCAACCUCACCAUCUCAAACUAGGAAUUCAUUGUCCGAGACCUUACAAACAGCUAGAAAUCACGUCCCAGAAACUAUUACAGUUGAUUCAUUACGAGCUACGGGCGCUUUAACUCAGCCAUUGGUUCAGCUUCCUCAAGAAUCAGUGCUACCUUCCUUUCCAAUGCCAUUACAACCUAAUACUGAUAUACUUCUUCCAACAGUUGCAGAAGCUUUACAGCUUGAGACGACACCACGUCCAACUGAACCACCACAGGUCCCAAAUGACUUGCCGUCUUUGUCUCUUUCUGAUGAUGAUGUUCCAAGCAUUGAGCCAAUUGCUUUACUUAAAGGUCAUAAAGGCCCCGUAACGAGCAUUGCAUAUAAUCAUCGAGGUGAUCGAAUUGUCACUGCUUCAAUUAAAGACAGCGUGACACGAUUGUGGAGAUGGAAACGAAGAUAUAAAAGCUUGUGUGGAAUUGUUCUUUUAGCAAAUGAGUCUGUCAAAGAGUCCGAUGAUAUGUCGACUCUUUAUGGCAUUCGUGGUCGUAAGAAACCAAUUCCUGUUGUCGAUAUGGUAGCAUGGACGCAUGACGAUCAACGACUGAUUACUCUUCAUAGUGUGAAACUUGAUGAUGAGUCUGUAGAGCCAAUUUGGGAGCAAAGACUACGAAUUUGGGAUCCAGAAAAUGGAAAGUUACUCAUGACUGUUGGUGCAAUUGAUAAGGAAAAGAAGAAUGGACACGUGAAUGCAGCAUUUGCGCUAAGUACUCAUCCAACUGAUUGGCGUAUCGUUGUGACAGCAGGAUACGAUGGUCGUAUAUUUUUGUGGGAUAUCUCCUCAGGACGAAUGCUCAAGUCAUUCAUGAAUUUAUCGUCCGAUGUCAAACCUCUUUCUAUUCUUGACGGUGGCUUCACUCCGGAUGGUAGUAGCUUUUGUUUCACCGAUCAAAUUGGACGGCUACUUAUCUUUGGUACAGGCUCUGGAGAACAGUACGCAGCGACUCCUGUCCAGCAAUACUUUCUCCAUGACUAUGUGAUGCUAGUAACUGAUGGUCAUUAUAAUGUACGAGAUCGAGAGACGCAAGAACUACCAAGUUUAAUGGACUCUGGUCCACUAAUGGAUGCUUCUUUAGCUCAGUACCCACACCAGCCUCCUCAUUUAAUGCUAAAUAAGGUCUGGACUAUUGAGGAAUAUGCGGAAAAUCGACGCCUGCGUAUUCAACAAAGUGUUGAUUCGGAAAUUCGAUGUGGAGUACGUCACGUACCUGAAGCUGAAGAGGAGAUAUACUCAUUUCCUUUGGCAAUUAUUAAAAAUACGACACCGGAACAAACUGGUCCGGCCACUGAUGCUAUGGCAUUAGCUCGAGCGUCAUAUCGAUUGAGUGGUGCUCCAGUUAUGCUGUCAGAGCUUCGGCGUCGAUCUGGAUUAAGACGAAGUCGAGAUUCUCGCCGAAGACGUGAAGCAGAAGAGCGAGAUACGUCUGUGCUUGAGCUUGAAAUUUCUAGUGAAGACGAUCGAAGUGACGAAGACUUUCAAGUGCCAACUCCUCGCCAUGCAGCUGAAGAGGAAGAAGAGGACGAGGAUGAAGACGAUGAUGAACUUGAGUCGGAAGAUGGUCUUAGUGACAAUGAGGAGACAGUGAUCUCAUCUGCUCAAAGUAGGCACAGACGGCUACGUAGUACAAGACAGCGCGAGUUUUCUCGUGUUCGGUUUUCUUAUCGAGGUCGUAGAUUACGUUCAAACAGUGACGAAGCAGAACAGGAAUCUUUUCCUCGUCAAUUACGAACUCGACAAAGUGCCACGAGAUCUCGUUCUCGAUUGAUUUUAGAUAGUGACGCUGAAGAAAAUGACGAGGAGAAUUCGGAGGAGCAUGUGAAUGAAGUGAACCACGACAGAGAAAGUCGAAGACGUGAUGAGCAUAGUGAAGUUGUGGUGGAGUCGAAUGACGGAAUUAUUAUGGGGGACAAUCAACUAGAUCGAUUUGAUCAAAACAUGACGUAUGGACAGAUGCUUGAAGUGAAACGAGCUCACAUUGGAGAUGCUUCGAUACCAGCUGAAAAUAGUGAUGAAGCACUUCUACCGUGUGCUUUGUGUGGUAUUGGGGAUGAUGAUGCGAUGCUGAAAUUACCUGGAGACGGGAUGGGUAUCCACCCAUUGAUCGUUGGAGUCCAACGGGUAUUUGUGCACGAUCAAUGUGCAAUUGCCUCCCCUUUAUGUUUCAAUCGGGAUGGUAACUGGUACAAUGUAACGAGAGAAAUACGUCGUGGAAGAGCUUUACUAUGCGUUGCAUGUAAUAAACGCGGAGCAACGAUCGGGUGUACUAUCAGUGCUUGUCAAAACUCCUAUCAUUGGAAGUGUGCAAUUAAUUACGGCUGGUCUGUAGAUCAGCUUCAUUUCUUUUGUCCAGAUCAUCGGACGGAAAGGAAUGUCGAAAAUGUAGCACAUGAAGUGGUUGGAGAGGAUGGUGGAGCGAUGAUUGAACCUGCUUCAAAACGUUUUGGACUGAAAUUUCAUCGUGAAUGGUUACAAUUGGUCACUUUGCGACCAAUUCAUCAAUAUGUUCCUCAAGUCGGUGAUUAUGUGGUGUAUUUACCAGAAGGACAUCAAGGAUAUUUACGAUAUGGUGGCAUGAUAACGCCAGAAUAUUACGCACGUUUGUCGAGAUUUUAUGCCAUUAAAUGUCGUGUUGUAGACGUCACUUACGUAUUCCCUACUGCAGAAGAGUACACGCGAUGCAGUACAAUCAAGUGUGAACUUUUAUUAGCGGUAUUGGCUGUGCCAGCUUCAGCCUGCGAUUCGACUCGAGACAAUAGAGAGCACGACGAAGAAAUGAAAGAAGACACGGCGUUGUUUGCUCCAGAGUCGACUCCAUUUGCACAAUUCACGAGUGUAGAUGAUCAGCUCCUUCCCACGGUAUCGGAACCAUCCAUACGUUAUCAUUUUAAACUUUUAUACCACUCGAACGAUGUGGCAAACUUUCUUGUACUUGAUUAUGAAUAUGAGAAUGGUGUAUGGGGUGAUUGGCAUGUAGGAGAUCGUGUUCAGAUGCCAUUUGUACAAUUAAAUGAGUUCGGUCUUGAGAUUGAAGCUAAACUGUCGUUUGGGACAGUUGAAAAGAUUAUUCAAAGGCCGUUUCCAACUAGUAAUUAUGGCGAAUUGUCUCCUUGGGAAUGUGUGAUGGUAAAUUGGGAUGAUCCAGAUGAUGAUACAUGUGCUGUAUGUCCUUGGGAACUGGAGGCAGCGUCAGCAGAUGAGCGGCGGGAAAAACGAGAGUUAUCGCUUCGAAGACGCUCAACUCGACUGUUCUUUUCACGAUACCUCGUUGGAGACAAAAGUGACGCACUUUUACAAGAAAUGGAUCAGAUAUUGACACUAUCAAUAGCGCGAGACUUUAUGUAUCCUGUUGAUGAAGAUACUUUCAUUGACUAUCCAAUCUCGAUUGCUAAUCCGAUGGAUUUGACAAAGAUUCAACAAAGAUUACGUCUUGGCUAUUAUCGACAAGUGGAAGCGUUUGUAGCAGAUGUCAAGCUGCUGAGUACGAACUGUGAAACGUACAACAUUUCAUCAAGCCCUAUUUCUCAAAAUUCACGUAAUCUCGUUGCUGCAAUCUUAACGCAGACACAACGUCACUUUCCGCACCUUCUGUAUGAUUUAAAUCGUCGAGAAGCUGAUACAGAGCAAACGAGUAUCUUGUAUUCGUAUCCUCCGGAUGAUUUCUUACCGAAUUCUCGUCAAGAUCCAGACGACAUGCAUCUAGCGUUAUUAGAGACCGAGUUAUUAACUUCAACAGAAGUAGUAAGUAGUAAUAGCACAGUUGCUACCGUUGUGGAUCCACCCGCUGUAAUUGGUCAAAGUGCUAUGACUACCGUGCAUGAAGCAUCACCGCAAAGAAGAUUACGCAGUCGCACACGCAGUAGAGAAGAGAAUACUGGCGAAAGUGCUUUGGACGAAUCAGGAGAUGUUGGUAUCGAUCAGGAAGAUAAUUCACUUAUUCAAACCUCUUCUAGACAGGCUCAGUCGACGGUAAUCGAUGAAGUGGAAGGUGUCAAUGCUGUGAUUCCUCCAAGACAACUUCGAAAUCGAGAGAUUACAGAACCACAACCUUCAUCCCCUCGCACACGUCGCUCACCUCGAGUGGUAACAACGUCAUCUACGGGAGGAAGUUCAACACGUAAACGGCAGCGUCGGAAUCCUGAUCACGAACUUUUAACUUACUCGGGUCUAAUGGAGAAAUACUCGACUGUUGACCGUAAAGUUAUCGAACGCGCGUGUAAAGAAGAUUUACAGGGCGUUCUUAUCAUGUUUCACGAAGCUCUGACGGAUGCUGAUAAGACGGACGUUUUUGCAACUCCAGUGACGGACGAUGUCGCUCCCCAGUAUUCCGAAAUCAUUCAUCAUCCAAUGGACUUUGGGACGAUACAAGAUAGAUUGUACAAGUACAGAAGCUUCCGCGACUACUUUGCUCAUGUGCAAUUGGUUUUCUCAAACGCAAUAACGUACAAUAGCUGGAAUUCUUCUAUAGGUGGACUGGUUGAGGAUCUACAGAAAUACUGCGUCAAGUUCUUACUGGAUGCAGCUGGAGUCCACUUUCAAAAGCACAAGAAUCAUGCGACGACAAAAGGCAGACGAAUUGCUGACACUGUGGUCAAGACAUCUGCUGCAUCAGGCAAACGACGAGCUUUGUCCACUGUUUCAGACGAUGAGGAAGAUAGUUGGCAUAGCAAUUCUUCAGGGUGUGAAGAUGAGAAUGAAGAGGAAGAGGAAGAGGAGGAGGAAGAGGAGGAGGACUUGAGCGAUGAUUCGGACUAUGGUGCAGGUAGAAAGCGUCGAUUGCGGCAAGCUAGUUUCAAGGUUAAGAAGAAGAAACGUAGACGUCGGUAA
Messenger RNA from Plasmopara halstedii, 6651 nucleotides. RefSeq lists its product as hypothetical. Gene Ontology annotation, molecular function: protein binding. The record is from RefSeq and is a predicted model, not a curated record. Gene Ontology annotation, biological process: regulation of transcription by RNA polymerase II; regulation of cell shape; cytoskeleton organization. The transcript has 3 exons. Bases 1 to 6651 code for a protein of 2216 amino acids. NCBI's taxonomy places the organism in Eukaryota, Oomycota, Peronosporomycetes, Peronosporales, Peronosporaceae. Gene Ontology annotation, cellular component: nucleus.